Molecule: messenger RNA, 3921 nt
Organism: Trichechus manatus latirostris (Florida manatee)
Lineage: Eukaryota; Metazoa; Chordata; Mammalia; Sirenia; Trichechidae
Gene: AP1B1
Product: adaptor related protein complex 1 subunit beta 1
Exons: 21
Coding region: 152-2968 (938 amino acids)
Biological process (GO): vesicle-mediated transport; intracellular protein transport
Cellular component (GO): clathrin adaptor complex; membrane coat
Molecular function (GO): clathrin binding
Source: RefSeq, a predicted model, not a curated record
ACAGCCGCGGGGCUCGGAGCGGCUGGCAGCACGGACACGCUGGGAGAGCGGGAGGAGGAGGCUGCGGACAUUUUGCUGCCGAGCCAAGCCAGCCGUGGCGCCGGGAGCCGCUCUCGGUCUUGCGGAGUCUGGCCACCGAUAAGGGACCAAAAUGACUGACUCAAAAUAUUUCACCACCACCAAGAAAGGGGAGAUCUUCGAGCUGAAAGCAGAGCUCAACAGUGACAAGAAGGAGAAGAAGAAGGAGGCGGUGAAAAAAGUGAUUGCGUCAAUGACCGUGGGCAAAGACGUCAGUGCCCUCUUCCCCGAUGUGGUGAACUGUAUGCAGACGGACAACCUAGAGCUGAAGAAGCUGGUGUACCUAUACUUGAUGAACUAUGCCAAGAGUCAGCCGGACAUGGCCAUUAUGGCCGUCAACACCUUUGUGAAGGACUGUGAGGACCCCAACCCCCUGAUCCGAGCCCUGGCUGUGCGGACCAUGGGCUGCAUCCGCGUUGACAAGAUCACAGAGUACCUGUGCGAGCCCCUCCGAAAGUGCCUGAAGGACGAGGAUCCCUAUGUGCGCAAGACAGCAGCUGUGUGUGUGGCCAAGCUUCACGAUAUUAAUGCCCAGUUGGUGGAGGACCAGGGCUUCCUGGACACCCUGAAAGACCUCAUCUCUGACUCUAACCCCAUGGUGGUGGCAAAUGCAGUGGCUGCCCUCUCAGAGAUCGCCGAGUCUCACCCCAGUAGCAACUUGCUCGACUUGAACCCGCAAUCCAUUAACAAGCUGCUGACUGCCCUGAACGAGUGCACCGAGUGGGGCCAGAUCUUCAUCCUGGACUGCCUGGCCAACUACACGCCCAAGGACGACCGUGAGGCCCAAAGCAUCUGCGAGCGGGUCACCCCUAGACUAUCUCACGCCAACUCUGCUGUAGUGCUGUCUGCUGUGAAGGUGCUGAUGAAGUUCAUGGAGAUGUUGUCUAAGGACCUGGACUACUAUGGCACACUGCUGAAGAAGCUGGCCCCACCCCUGGUCACACUGCUGUCGGCUGAGCCUGAGCUGCAGUACGUGGCCCUACGUAACAUCAACCUCAUCGUGCAGAAAAGGCCUGAGAUCCUGAAGCACGAGAUGAAGGUUUUCUUUGUGAAGUACAAUGACCCCAUCUACGUGAAGCUGGAGAAGCUAGACAUCAUGAUCCGCCUAGCCUCCCAAGCCAACAUCGCCCAGGUGUUGGCGGAGCUGAAAGAGUAUGCAACAGAGGUGGACGUGGACUUUGUACGGAAGGCUGUGCGAGCCAUCGGCCGCUGUGCCAUCAAGGUGGAGCAAUCAGCGGAGCGCUGUGUGAGCACACUGCUCGAUCUCAUCCAGACCAAGGUCAACUACGUGGUCCAGGAAGCCAUCGUGGUCAUCAAGGACAUCUUCCGCAAGUACCCCAACAAGUAUGAGAGCGUGAUCGCCACGCUGUGUGAGAACCUGGACUCCCUGGACGAGCCCGAGGCCCGGGCUGCCAUGAUCUGGAUUGUAGGCGAGUAUGCUGAGCGCAUCGACAACGCUGAUGAGCUACUGGAAAGCUUCCUCGAGGGCUUCCACGACGAGAGCACACAGGUCCAGCUGCAGCUGCUGACGGCCAUCGUGAAACUCUUUCUGAAGAAGCCUACUGAGACCCAGGAGCUGGUACAACAAGUCCUCAGCCUGGCCACUCAGGACUCCGAUAACCCGGACCUGAGGGACCGUGGCUACAUCUACUGGCGCUUAUUGUCCACCGACCCAGUGGCUGCCAAGGAGGUGGUGCUGGCUGAGAAGCCGCUUAUCUCUGAAGAGACAGACCUCAUCGAGCCCACACUCCUGGACGAGCUCAUCUGCUACAUUGGCACACUGGCCUCCGUCUACCACAAGCCACCCAGCGCCUUUGUGGAGGGCGGCCGGGGCGUUGUGCACAAGUGCCUGCCACCCCGCACCGCCUCGAAUGAGAGCGCAGAGAGCCCUGAGGCGGCCCCCACCGGAGCCCCCCCUGCUGAGCAGCCUGAUGUCAUCCCCCCUCAGGGUGACCUGCUGGGAGACCUCCUCAACCUGGAUCUCGGCCCUCCAGUGAGCGGCCCUCCCCUGGCCACCUCCUCAGCGCAGAUGGGAGCAGUGGAUCUUCUUGGCGGAGGCCUUGACAGCCUGAUCGGCAGCACCAAUUUCACGCCCCCCGCAGCAGCAGUACCAGCCAGCCUAGGAGCACCUAUUGGCAGCGGCCUGAGUGACCUCUUUGACCUGACCAGUGGCGUGGGCACCCUGUCAGGAUCAUAUGUUGCCCCCAAAGCAGUCUGGCUCCCAGCCAUGAAGGCCAAGGGGCUGGAGAUCUCGGGCACUUUCACCCGCCAGGUGGGCUCCAUCUCCAUGGACCUCCAGCUGACUAACAAGGCCCUGCAGGUCAUGACUGACUUUGCCAUCCAGUUCAACCGCAACAGCUUUGGCCUGGCCCCCGCCGCCCCCCUCCAGGUCCAUGCGCCGCUCAGCCCCAACCAGACUGUGGAGAUCUCCUUGCCUCUCAACACAGUGGGCUCAGUCAUGAAGAUGGAGCCUCUGAACAACCUCCAGGUGGCCGUGAAGAACAACAUUGACGUCUUCUACUUCAGCACCUUGUACCCACUGCACAUCCUCUUUGUGGAGGAUGGGAAGAUGGACCGGCAGAUGUUCCUGGCUACGUGGAAGGACAUUCCCAGUGAGAAUGAAGCCCAGUUCCAGAUCAGAGACUGCCCCCUCAAUGCAGAGGCUGUGAGCAGCAAGCUGCAAAGCAGCAACAUCUUCACCAUCGCCAAGAGGAACGUGGAGGGCCAGGACAUGCUGUACCAGUCCCUGAAGCUGACCAAUGGCAUCUGGGUGCUGGCUGAGCUGCGGAUCCAGCCAGGCAACCCCAGCCUCACGCUGUCCCUGAAGUGUCGAGCACCAGAGGUGUCCCAGCACGUGUACCAGGCCUACGAGACCAUACUCAAGAACUGAGAUCUGCCCAGCGCCUGCUGCCACCCAGGCUGGCCCACCCCUCCUCCUGGAGUGAAUCUCUGUGCACUUCCAUGCUCUGUGAUCCCCUUUUAAGUUGCUGCUGACGUUUAGGGUCAGGUGAGGAGGGGACCAAAGGAAUCAGAGCCAGAGUGGCAGCAGAGACUAGCCCAGGGAGACCCCAGGAUUCUUCGCAUCCCUUCCUCAUGCCUGGAUGGCAAGUGCGGGGUUGUCUCCUCAGGCUCCAGCCCCGGGAGCCUCUCAGUCCCUCUUGAGUGGGUGUUAGAGGCCCUCCCACCGCCACCCCGUGUGAACUGAGCCCUGCCAGCCUGUCCUUGGGUGUGUGUGAAGAGUCCACUUGGUACCAGGAGAGCUGCUCUGUCGGGCUGGGAUCCAGGGUGUAGGUGCCAUCAGGGACAGGGCUACACCUUCUUACCCUGCCCAGGCCUGCAGUGUCUGAGACUCAGCAGAAGCUCCCAGAGCCCCUGACCUGGGACUCCUGCUCCCCAGGCAGCUGCACUGUCCGACCCCCACCCCUGAGGACGGUCACUGCCUACCAUGCAUUCCUCAAUGUCCCCUCUAGCAGAGUCCAGGGCUCGUGGAGCCAAGACAGGGCCAGAGGGACUGGGGCAAAAAGGUGUGCUUCCUGUUUGGAGUUUGUUUUGGGGUUUCUCUUUAGUGUCUGCUCCCCUCUUCCUGGCCUCCCAGUUUCAGUUGUGUCUGACAGAGCAUUAGGUUUUCCUGUUACUGCUGUUUAAUAAUAAAGAUUCUGCUUUUGGCAGUCACGGACACUUUUUUCCUCUCCACCAACUGUCAGAAUUGGAGAACUGAAUGGGAUUGCCUCUGAGUGAUUGGGAUGGUUUCUGACCCCUGCAGUCACUAGAUCUAAUAUAUAUAAAGAGACUAUAUAUUGUAUGUUUACUUUCAUUUUCAAAAAGAGAAAGUGAAUAAAAAUG